AUGGCGGCCGGGGCAGGACAGAGGCGGAGGGGCCAUUUCAGCCUCUUACCGGGUACGGGCGCUCCGCAGGGAAACGAGAUGUUCGGGAACCGGCUGCGGAGGCGGGUCCGGCCUCCGGCGGGCGGGGCUUCCUGCCUUCCCUCCCUCGGUGUGACGGGCCGGCCGCUGCCCGCCCGCACCUCCCCGGGGCGGGGCGCGGCUCCGGCACUCUUGAGGCAGCGCCCGCCGCGGCCAUCGCCUUUGAGCGUGGCGGGAGAAGGAGCCCCAUUACCCGGGAAGGCGAGCCGUCGGUCAGGAGCCCCCCAUUCUCCUUCGGCAGACGUUCCGUCUCCACAGCGGCGGCGAAGAAGGCUGACGAUGGACCGCGAUGGGCCGGACGCCGCUGGCCAGGACGCAGAGCUGGAGCGGGCCCGCUACCUGAGCCGGAGGGCCGUGGCCCGGGAGCAGCUGGCGCAAAUAAAGGAGCACAAAGAUCAAGCAGAUCUGGCCAAGCUGGAAAACAGAAGAGAAGGAGAACAAAUACAGCGAUCAAGCCAAUUGUACCAACUGGAAAUUCAGAGAGAAAAAGAAAAGCAACAGGAGAAAAAAGUUGAAUUCCAGAGGCAGCAUCAUGAAUAUGUAGCCGAACAGAAAAUAUUUAAAGCUGAAGAGAAACAAAAAGAAGACAAAGAUGAUGAUCAGAUUAAGGCUUAUAUUAAAGGAAAAGAAAUGAUGGCUGAUCUAACAAGAGAAAAAGAUGCAGAGACCAACAGGAUGAUACAGAAGCAUAAGGACAAGGCUUUUGAUCAAUUAACUGCACAGAUAAAUGAGAAAUUGAAGACUGAAGAUGAUCGUCUUGCUAGAGGAGCUGCAGAGGUAGAAGCUGAGUACCAAAUGCAAAACAAAGAGAAAGAUAUGAAAAAAAAGGCUGCUAUUGAAUCUAUUGAAGAAAACAGAGUCACUGUGAUGAAGCUGAAAGAGGAAAAGGAGAGACAGAAAAAAGAAGAGGAUGAGAAGGAUCGUAAUCAGUGGAUGACAGAAAAUGACCUCUAUUUGGAAAGGGAAAAAGCCAAGAAACAAAGACAGCGUGAUGCAAACAUGGAAGUACAGAAAAUUCAGCUCCAGCAAAUGGCUGAAAAGCAGGCAAGAAAAGAGCAGGAAAAGCAAGCAAACUUGGACUGUGAUGCUCAGAGAGAGGCUGCUUUUCAUCAGGGUCAAGCAUUUCGGAGAUAAAGACAAAAUACAUUUGACCUCUACAGAAGCAUCUACAAAGGAGUAAGAAGCUAGCCACUCUCUCCUUCCGAGUUCUGCGUGCCUGCAAAGCCAAUCAGUGCCCAAGAGCAGAAGCUAACUGUGGACCAAGCUACAAGAAAUGCUAUUUGUUAGAACCUGCCUAUAACUCAAGCUCUAGAAACAAGUGCCAUAGCUUGCAACCGUACUGUAACUAGUCUAAUUUUGCUAUGGAACAAAGCAGUAGAUUCUUUUCAGAAAGUCAAGAGGUGACAACCAAAGAUAAACUAUCAGUUCGUCUGUACUGUACUCCUUGAAUAUUGCUGGGCCUCCAGGCUUAAUUCAAACCUUUUGACUUGAAAAAAUAAAAUCUUACUGAGCAAAUACAAUUGAGUACAUAUGUCUGUAAUAAAAUCCAUGUUGACUGUAGUUUUUAUUUGUGACAGUUUUCUACUUACUUUUACUCUGGAGAAUGCAGAGGAAGGUAGAAAUAAUAUCUUGAGAUGUUGUGGCACUGGCUGAGUCUUAAUCCUUUAUGGGAGAUGUCUGCAGCAAGACUGUACCUAGCACUCCAGCUGGUCUGACUACAGGAAAUGGGAAAAACUCUUCCCUGACGUCUCCUAAGCACUCUGCUGCCAAGCAGCCAGGCUGUGCUGCUGCUGUAGGUGACUUUUUGGUUAAAACUUGUUCUUUCACUCAGUUCUGAAGUGUCUGUGAGUUGUGUUAACACUCCAUUUACAUUCAUAUUGAACAGAUAGUUCUUCUGUAAGUAAAAACUAUUUUGCUUCACAUUCAGACACACACACAAAGAUUUGUAUUUUUUCCAAGUGAAAGACCAUAGUUGGCAACAAGCAGAGUUUGCAAUUAAGACACUAGGUCAGCUUCAUUACAUGGCUGCAUUUUCAUAUGUUACAAUAUAGACAUAAUAGACUGUCAUUUGCCAUUCUGUCGUAGAAAUUAUUAAUUGCACC
Messenger RNA from Prinia subflava (tawny-flanked prinia), 2180 nucleotides. RefSeq names its product cilia- and flagella- associated protein 210-like. Lineage: Eukaryota; Metazoa; Chordata; Aves; Passeriformes; Cisticolidae. The record is from RefSeq and is a predicted model, not a curated record. The coding region runs from base 1 to 1212 and encodes 403 amino acids. The transcript is spliced from 7 exons.